This is a messenger RNA of Hirsutella rhossiliensis, 498 nucleotides long. RefSeq lists its product as uncharacterized. Bases 1 to 498 code for a protein of 165 amino acids. The transcript has 2 exons. The record is from RefSeq and is a predicted model, not a curated record. Lineage: Eukaryota; Fungi; Ascomycota; Sordariomycetes; Hypocreales; Ophiocordycipitaceae.
AUGACCUUCGCCGAGGGUCUGGCAAAACUAAACGAAGCGCUCACGCCAGAGGAGAGAAACAAAAUCAUGGGACAUCGAAAGGGAGAUUCGAGCACUUACUUGCAAUAUUACAUGUCGAACUUCAUUGACGUGGAUUGCCAGUCAAUCUGCUUCGGCACAGCCCCGCAACACGACCUUGUGCAGUUAGCCGCCCGCCUUCGCCGCCAUGACGGCGCUCCAAAAGAACUGACAGCCCAACAAAUUGCAAAAAUCCAUAAAAACGAGAAACUUGCCAAAUAUUGUGCCGAGAGAAACCGUGCGAUGCUAGAAUGGAAACGCCAGGGCUACCGCAGCCGAGAACUCGCCGAAGGCACCGAAAUGCAGAAGCGAUACGACCGCUACAGCAAGAAGAUUAAUAACCUGCGCAGGGUCUUGAAGGCGUCUCGACUGCAAAAAGCCAUUCAAGACUUUCACACUAAUGUCCAUGUGGACGAGGUUAACCGACAACCCGGGGUAUAA